Molecule: messenger RNA, 7735 nt
Organism: Anolis carolinensis (green anole)
Lineage: Eukaryota; Metazoa; Chordata; Lepidosauria; Squamata; Anolidae
Gene: sptbn2
Product: spectrin beta, non-erythrocytic 2
Exons: 39
Coding region: 234-7442 (2402 amino acids)
Biological process (GO): actin cytoskeleton organization
Cellular component (GO): cell projection; cortical actin cytoskeleton; spectrin
Molecular function (GO): phospholipid binding; actin filament binding; structural constituent of cytoskeleton
Source: RefSeq, a predicted model, not a curated record
CCUCCCUCCCUCCCUCCAUCCUGGCUUCUCCUCCCCGGCGCCACCUGCGAUGCUGACGCUGCCGGAGCGGCGGAGGCGGAGGCGGCGACCGAGGACCUUGCAUGAAGAACAAGCUCUCCCGCAGACGCCCUGUAAAGGGGAACUGGACAUCCUGACCUCAGAGUGACUCUUCAGAGCUGCAGAACCAGGCUGAUUUUUUUUUAUGUGGAGGCUGGUCCCGUGCCCCGAUCGCCAUGAGUAGCACCCUCUCCCCCACGGACUACGACAGCCUGGAGAUCCAGCAGCAAUACAACGACAUCAACAACCGCUGGGAAGUGGCUGACGAAGACUGGGACAAUGAGAACAGUUCGGCCCGGCUUUUCGAGCGCUCCCGCAUCAAGGCAUUGGCAGAUUUUGAAUUUGGCCCCACGCCACCCCCGGAGCUCUCCCCGGCGGCCUUCGUCAACGCCGUGCAGUACGCCAACGUGUUGGAGGGCAGGUUCAAGCAGCUUCAAGAUGAGCGAGAGGCUGUGCAGAAGAAAACCUUCACCAAAUGGGUGAACUCUCACCUGGCCCGCGUCACCUGCCGUAUCAGCGACCUCUACAGCGAUUUGCGGGAUGGACGGAUGCUUCUCCGCCUCCUGGAAGUCCUCUCCGGAGAGCAACUGCCCAAACCCACCAAAGGCCGAAUGCGCAUCCACUGCCUGGAGAACGUCGACAAAGCCCUGCAGUUCUUGAAGGAGCAGCGAGUCCACUUGGAGAACAUGGGCUCCCACGACAUUGUGGACGGCAACCACCGCCUGACCCUGGGCCUCAUCUGGACCAUCAUCCUCCGCUUCCAGAUCCAGGAUAUUAGUGUGGAGACGGAGGAUAACAAGGAGAAGAAAUCAGCCAAGGAUGCUUUGUUACUCUGGUGCCAGAUGAAAACAGCAGGGUACCCAAAUGUGAAUGUACACAACUUCACCACCAGCUGGAGGGACGGCCUAGCCUUCAACGCAAUUGUCCACAAACACAGGCCAGACUUAAUAGACAUUGACACCUUGAAGAAAUGCAACGCACACUACAACCUCCAGAAUGCCUUCAACAUUGCCGAGAAGGAGCUGGGCCUCACCAAGCUCUUGGACCCAGAAGAUGUGAACGUCGACCAGCCAGAUGAGAAGUCCAUCAUUACCUACGUAGCCACCUACUACCACUAUUUCUCCAAGAUGAAAGCUUUAGCCGUGGAAGGAAAACGGAUUGGGAAGGUGCUGGAUUAUGCCAUCGAAGCAGACAAGCUGAUUGAGAAGUACGAGACGCUCGCCUCUGACCUGCUCCAGUGGAUUGAGCAAACCAUAUUGACCCUGAACGACCGGAAGCUGGCCAACUGCCUGAGUGGGGUCCAGAACCAGCUCCAGGCGUUCAACACCUACCGCACGGUGGAGAAACCCCCCAAGUUCACAGAGAAAGGGAAUCUUGAAGUUCUACUUUUCACCAUCCAGAGUAAGAUGCGAGCCAAUAACCAGAAGGUUUACACACCAAGAGAGGGAAGGCUGAUCUCGGACAUCAACAAGGGCUGGGAGCGGCUGGAGAAAGCAGAGCAUGAGCGAGAGCUAGCCCUUCGCAACGAGUUGAUUCGUCAAGAGAAGUUGGAGCAGCUGGCAGCCCGAUUUGACCGAAAAGCAGCCAUGCGCGAGACUUGGUUGAGCGAGAACCAGCGCCUCGUUUCCCAGGAUAACUUUGGGUUAGAUAUUUCGGCGGUGGAGGCAGCAGUACGGAAGCACGAAGCCAUCGAAACAGACAUUGUGGCCUACAGUGAGCGCGUGGCAGCCGUGAAUGCGGUGGCAGACGAGCUGGAGAUGGAGGGCUACCAUGACAUCAAGCGGGUGCUGGCACGCAAGAACAAUGUGGCGAGGCUGUGGGAUUACCUGCGGGAGUUGGUGGCUGCCCGCCGCGAGCGCCUGAUGCUCCAUUUUGAGCUGCAGAAGAUGUUCCAGGACUUGGCCUACCUCAUGGAUUGGCUGGAGGAGAUGAAGGGCCGGCUGCAGUCUCAGGACUUUGGGAAACAUUUGCACGGCGUGGAGGACCUGCUUCAGAUCCACGCUCUGGUGGAGGCCGACAUCACUGUCCAAGCCGAACGGGUCAAAGCCGUCAGUGCCGCUGCUCAGCACUUUGCAGUUUCCGGAGAAGGAUACAAGCCCUGCGACCCACACCUCGUCCAGGAGCGCCUGGCCACCCUAGACCGCUGCUAUAGAGAGCUGGUGGACCUGGCAGCUCAGCGGAGGGCCAAACUGGAGGAGUCUCGCCGCCUCUGGAAGUUCUUCUGGGACAUGGGGGAGGAGGAGGCCUGGAUCCGGGAGCAGAGCCAAAUCCUCUCGUCGGACGACUUCGGCAAAGACUUGACCAGCUCGCGCAGACUCACCAGCAAGCACAACGCCUUCCACGACGAGAUGAGCGGCCGCGCCGGGCCGCUGCAGCAGAGCAUCGCCGAAGGCCGGCAGCUAGUUGCCGAGGGCCACUUUGGAGCUGUCGAAGUGGCCGAACGGAUCCGGGAAAUCGAGGAGCAAUGGGAGCAGCUGGAAGCGCUGUCGAGCCAACGGGAGCAACGUCUCCUCCAGGCUUCCAACUUCUACCAGUUCCAGGCCGACGCAAACGACAUGGAGGCCUGGCUGCUGGACGCCCUCCGGUUAGUGUCCAGCUCUGACGUGGGCCAUGACGAAUAUUCCACGCAGAGUUUGGCGAAGAAGCACAAGGAGGUGGAAGAGGAGAUUCACAACCACCGUCCUGCCCUGGAUGCCUUGCACGAACAAGCCCAGAGCUUGCCCCCUGCAUUUGCCCACUCCCCCGAGGUGGAUGGCCGCCUUCCCGCUUUGGAGCAGCGCUAUGAGGAGCUGGUUACGCUGGCGGAGCACCGCAAGCAGGCACUGCAGGACGCCCUCAAUCUCUACAAGAUGUUCAGCGAAGCAGACGCUUGCGGGCUCUGGAUCGGUGAGCGGGAGUACUGGAUCGAAACCAUGGAUGUCCCAGAGAAGCUAGAAGACCUCGAAGUGGUUCAACAAAGGUUUGAGACACUGGAGCCAGAGAUGAAUAACUUGGCCUCUCGCAUUGCAGCCGUGAAUGAGAUUGCAACCCAGCUUUUGGGCACCGACCACAGGAACAAGAACAGCAUCCAGGAUACUCAAGAAAAGCUCAAUACCAGGUGGCAGCAGUUCCAAGCCUUGGCCAGCCGGAAGAAGGAGGCCUUGACGUCCGCCCUCAGCAUCCAGAACUACUACCUGGAGUGCAACGAGACCAAGGCUUGGAUGCGGGAGAAAACGAAGGUGAUUGAGUCAACCCAAGGCUUGGGCAACGAUUUGGCUGGCGUGAUGGCACUGCAGCGGAAGCUGGCCGGCAUGGAGCGGGACCUGGAGGCCAUCCAAGGCAAAGUGCGGGACCUGCGGGAGGAAGCCGCCCGGUUGGCGGAACAUCACCCGGAGCAGUCGGCUGCCAUCUUGGGGCGCUUGUCCGAAAUCGACGGGACCUGGGAGGAGCUGAGGGAGACCAUGCGGCACCGGGAGGAGUCUCUGGGGGAAGCCAGCAAACUCCAGGGCUUCCUGCGCGACCUAGACGACUUCCAGGCCUGGCUCUUGCGCACCCAGACCGCCAUCGCCUCGGAGGAUGUGCCGGCCACUCUGGCGGAGGCGGAGCGCCUCUUGAGCCAGCACGAAACCAUCCGCAACGAAGUGGAGCACUACAAGGCCGACUACCGGCGCCUGCGGGCCAUGGGGGAGGAGGUGACGCAAGGCCACACAGACGCCCAGCACAUGUUCCUGCAGCAGCGCCUCCAGGCUCUGGACACCGGCUGGAACGAGCUGGGCCAAAUGUGGGAGAACCGGCACCAGCUGCUGUCACAGGCUUACAGCUUCCAGAUCUUCCUGAGGGACACCAAGCAGGUGGAAGGGGUUCUCAGCAACCAGGAAUACGUCCUGACGCACACGAGCAUGCCUAACUCCCUCCAAGCUGCCGAGGCUGCCAUUAAGAAGCACGAGGAUUUCAUGUCUACCAUGGAGGCCAACGGGGAGAAGAUCAAAGGGCUGGUGGACUCGGGCCGGAAGCUGAUUAUGGAGGACAGCCUCCACACCGAAAAGAUCCAGGAGAAGGUCAAUUCCAUCGACAGUCGACACCGGAAAAACCAAGACGCGGCCCAAGACCUCCUGGCCCGGCUCCGUGACAAUCGGGAGCUCCAGCACUUUCUGCAAGACUGCCAAGAGCUCACCCUAUGGAUCAAUGAGAAGAUGCUUUCUGCCCAAGACAUGUCCUAUGAUGAAGCGCGCAACCUUCACACCAAAUGGCAGAAGCACCAGGCCUUCAUGGCAGAGUUGGCCUCCAACAAGGGCUGGCUGGAGAAGAUUCAGAAGGAAGGGGAGCAACUGGUGGCCGAAAAGCCAGAGCUGGAACCGGUGGUGCAAGAGAAGCUCACAGGGCUGCAAAAGCUUUGGGAGGAGCUGGAAUCCAGCACCCAGAGCAAGGCGCGGUGCCUUUUUGACGCCAACCGAGCCGAGCUCUUCACCCAGAGCUGUUCUGCAAUGGACGCCUGGCUGAGCGGCCUGCAGACCCAGCUGCACUCCGACGACUAUGGCAAGGACUUGACCAGCGUCAACAUUUUGCUCAAGAAGCAGCAGAUGUUGGAGAACCAGAUGGACGUCCGGGAGAAGGAGGUGGAGGGCCUGAAAGCUCAGGCCUUGGCCCUCAGCCAGGAGGACUCCAACACGGUGGAGGUGGACGGCAAGCUGCGCACGGUGGAGGAGCGGUUUGUGGAGCUCCGGGCCCCUUUGCGGGAGCGCUGCGAGAAGCUGCUGGCCUCGAAGGAGGAGCACCAGUUCAACCGCGACUUGGAGGAUGAAAUUUUGUGGGUGAAGGAGCGGAUGCCCAUGGCGGUCUCCACCGAUCAUGGCAAAGAUCUUCCCACCGUCCAGCUCCUGAUCAAGAAAAACCAGACCCUCCAGAAGGAGAUCCAGGGCCACCAGCCACGCAUCAACGACAUCCUCGGGAGGUGGCAGGGCCUGGCGUGUAGCGGCCUGGAGGCGGAGCUGCAGGGCCGCGUGGAGGCCUUGCAGGAAAUGUGGCAGGAGCUGCAGAACGAGGUGGAGCAGCGGCACGGGCGGCUGGAACAAGCCCAGAUGGCCCAGCAGUUCUACUUCGAUGCUGCCGAGGCCGAGGCCUGGAUGGGGGAGCAGGAGUUGCACAUGAUCUCAGAGGAGAAGGCAAAGGAUGAACUCAUUGCCCAGGCCAUGGUGAAGAACCACCUAGUGAUGGAGCAGGCCCUGGAGGACUACGCACAGACCAUCCAUCAGCUCUCCCUCCAAAGCCGUGACAUGGUCAACAAUGGGCACCCUGAAAGUGAACGGAUCAAUCUCCGUCAAGGCCAAGUGGACAAGCUCUAUGCCAGCCUGAAAGACCUAGCUGAGGAGCGCCGCGCCAAGCUACAAGAGCAGCUCCGGCUCUGCCAACUCAAGCGGGAGGUGGACGACUUGGAGCAGUGGAUCUCGGAGCGGGAAGUGGUGGCCGCCUCCCACGAACUUGGACAGGACUAUGAACACGUCACAAUGCUACGGGACAAGUUCCGGGAGUUCUCGCGGGAUACCAGCACCAUUGGUCAGGAGCGAGUGGACACUGUGAACCAGCUAGCGGACAACAUGAUCUCUGCCGGCCACUCAGAUAAUGCCACUAUCGCCGAGUGGAAGGACAGCCUGAACGAGGCCUGGGCCGACCUGUUGGAGCUCAUUGACACCCGGAGCCAGAUGCUGGCCGCCUCUUACGAGCUGCACCGCUUUUACCAUGAUGCCCGGGAGACCCUCAGCCAGGUCCAGAACAAGCAGAAGCAGCUUCCCGACGAAGUGGGGCGGGACCUGAACACGGCCGAGGCCAUGCAGCGGAUGCACAGCGCUUACGAGCAUGACAUCCAGGCCCUGAGCACCCAGGUGAAGCAAGUCCAGGAUGAUGCUGCCCGGCUGCAGAAGGCCUAUGCUGGCGAGAAGGCAGACGACAUCCGGAGGCACGAGCAGUCCGUGAGCGAGGCGUGGUCUGACCUGCUCAGCAGUAGCAGUGGCCGCCGGCACCUUCUUAUGGACACCGUCGACAAGUUCCGCUUCUUCCGCAUGGUGCGCGACCUCCUCCUUUGGAUGGACGACGUCAACCUCCAGAUAGACGCUCAGGAGAAGCCCAGGGAUGUGUCGGCUGCUGAUUUGGUCAUUAAGAAUCACCAGGGCAUCAAGGCUGAAGUCGAGGCGCGGGCCGACAGCUUCAACGACUGCAUUGCCAUGGGCAACGAGUUGCUAGCGAAGGGACACUACGCCUCGGACAAGAUUGCAGAGAAAUUGACCCAGCUGCAAGACCGACGGAAGGAGAUCAACAACAAAUGGCGGGAAAAAAUGGACUGGCUACAAAUAGUCAUGGAGGUUCUGAUGUUUGGGCGUGAUGCCAGCAUGGCCGAGGCUUGGCUAGCCAGCCAGGAGCCCAUUGUGCGCUCUGCCGAGCUGGGCGGCAACGUGGACGAAGUGGAGAACCUCAUCAAACGCCAUGAAGGCUUCCAGAAAUCAGCAGCUGCCUGGGAGGAGCGCUUUAUGGCCCUGGAGAAGCUCACAACGAUGGAAGAGAACGAACGUCGGCGGCGAGAGCAAGAAGAGGCAAGGAAAAGGAGGCCUCCGACGCCGCCACCUGCGGCCGCGACAACCCAGGCGCAACAGCAGGGUCCCGACAAGCGGAGUCCUGGGCAACGAGGGACAUCUGUAGAGAUGCCGUCCCUGAAUGGGAUUGAUGUGGACUCUGAAGCUACCCAGAUUUCGGAGUCGUCUGCGACAGUGAAUGGGUCGCGGCUGGAUUCGGUGUCCAAGGAGCCCAGCCCGACCCCCUCGCCAAAGCCCCGCUCCAAGGCGCCCGAUCCCACCCAGUCAGCCACACUGCCACCACGGACGCCGGACCCUUCGGCCAUCGAGCAGAUGGAAGGUGUGCUCUGCCGGAAGCAGGAGAUGGAGUCUCACGGGAAAAAGGCAGCUAACAGGUCCUGGCAGAACAUCUAUUGUAUCGUACGGAAGGGUAACUUGGCCUUUUACAAGGACAGCAAGAACGCCAGCAACGGCAUCCCGUACCACGGCGAAGCCCCCGUUGGCUUGCAAGGGGCGCAGUGCAGCGUGGCCUUGGACUACAAGAAGCGCAAACACGUCUUCAAGCUCGGGUUAACAGAUGGCAAAGAAUACCUAUUCCAGGCCAAGGAUGAGGCCGAGAUGAGUAGCUGGAUGCGGGUCGUCAACGCCACAGCCGCCUCUGCCACCCCGCAAAGCCAGGGCCAAGCCGAGGAUCCGGUGAUCAGCAAAGGCAUGAGCCGGGCCCUGAGCAUGCCCCCAGUCACCUCCAACAGCGGCCCCGAAGGGACCGUCACCCUGCGGAACAAAGAGACCAAGGAGAAGGACCGCGAGAAACGCUUCAGCUUUUUCAAGAAGAACAAAUAGCGGGGAGGCUGCCCCACGUACGGGUGGGGGUGGGGGGUGGGAUGCGGGGACGGUGGAAGAGCUGCGGUGCUAAACCCAAAGCGGACUUCCCAGUGGGACACGACACACGGGCGGGCAGACGGACGGACGGACGGCAGCCACAUCCUCCUCCACCCUCCUUCCUCUUUGUGAUCCCGCCGGUUGCAUGACGAAGCCCCUCCGAGACUUUGCAAGGAAUGCCCGUCCUCUCUGCCUUCCUGUCUCCUUCCCUCCCGCUCUUUAAAAGAAAAAGAAAAGAAAAACACAAACCACCA